Molecule: messenger RNA, 1491 nt
Organism: Cannabis sativa
Lineage: Eukaryota; Viridiplantae; Streptophyta; Magnoliopsida; Rosales; Cannabaceae
Exons: 2
Coding region: 124-1278 (384 amino acids)
Biological process (GO): photosystem I assembly; response to photooxidative stress
Cellular component (GO): chloroplast thylakoid membrane
Source: RefSeq, a predicted model, not a curated record
AUUUAUUAAUAUUAAUAUGACUAUUCUAUUAUGUUGACUGCUAUGCAGACGUGCAAUGAGGCAAAAAGGUCAACUCUCAAUAGAAUAUUUGACUGAAAAAUCAAUAAAGAAGUGUUUUUUAUCAUGGAUACUGCAUUUUCGGUUCCAAACCAGAGACACCACAAACCAGAUGAUGAUCAUGAAAACUUCUACUAUGCAAAUGGUUUUGCUGAGAUUCAAGUUUGUAGAAGCUUGUCAAGGAAUGAUAAUGUCCAAAGGGAGAAGCAGAUUUCGAUUGACCCCAUUUCGUUUAGAGAGUCGCCUAAAGUUAAUGGCUUUUUAGAGUUACCAGCCUCACUUCUUCCCGGAAAGCCUAAGUUUCUGAGCUGUAGUCUUCCAAACUCUGCCAAUUCGUCUCCUCGGUUCAGCACAUCUUUGCUGAAGAAGAAAGUGAAGAAUGAAGGCCAAGGCCAAGGCCAAAGCCAAGGUCAAACAUCUCCUCUUCAAAAUGAAGCAGAAAAACAGAUGAAUUUGCCAUUGGAAUAUUACUUGAGAAGGAGCAAAUCUUGUGCUGAAGGAAGAUCAUUCUCUCCAUCUGAUGAUCUUGAUCUUUGGCUACAAAAACCAGAUGUAUCUGAUCAAUAUGGCAACAAGAAACACCGCAAUAGUUUCCCUAGAGGUGAUAACCGAACAAGCAACAAAGCCGGUCACCACAACAACAAUAAGAACAGCUACAACCAACACAACAGCAAUAGCAGCAACAGCAUGGAUUUGUCAAGUGGUGGAGGGUUCAAGUGUGGUGCAUGCUUGUUCAUACCGGGAUUUGGAAAGGGAAGACAAGUGAGAGCAUCAAGAAAGGAAGAAGUUGAUCAAAUGGAGAAUAAUAUUAGUAAUGUGAUAUCAAGGACAGUUUCCUUAGAGAAAUUUGAAUGUGGAUCAUGGGCUUCAUCCGUCAUAGGAGGAGGAGGAGGAGGAGAAGGAGACUCAACGAAUCACUAUUUCGAUCUUCCAAUGGAGUUGAUUCAGAGUGGAAACAAUGAUGCAAACUCUCCUGUUUCUUCAGCCUUUGUUUUUGACAAAGACAUCAAAGGAGUUCUUAAGAAUGGCUCGGUUAGAUCAUCAACAACAGCGCCAACAACAACAACAACGGCAGCUAGGAAGUCAAAUGAUUCGGCUAGACAUGUUCGGUUCUCCACAGCUUCUCCUCAAUCAUUCCCUGCUUCCCCUACUUGCAUUACACCUCGCCUGAGAAAGGCGAGGGAGGAUUUCAAUGCCUUCUUGGAAGCUCAGAGUGCAUGAUUGAGCAAUGAUUGAUAUUUGUGUUGAGCAAUGAUUGAUUUGAUAUGUAGAAUGAGAGAUGUUUGUCUUAACAAAUUUUCUUAUACACUUUAGAUUUGUGGAAAAUAAAUGUAAAAAGGGUCUCUUUUUUUUUUUGAGUUUUGGAGUGUUGAACAAAACAUUUUCUACAAAUCAUUUGAAGGAAAAGGCCAAAAACUGGAUUUUUGUUUUUCA